ACAGGUGUGUAAUCUCUCCACUCGCAUUGCGAGUCGCAAUACCUAAACCCUUAUUCUUAACAAUGGGCUACAGUGUGCAAGAAAAGUCAGUUGUCGACUUUUGUGAAAGCAAAACGGAAUCGUUGUCCAGUUGGGUCCGCAAAGUAAAAUGUAAGUCAUUAAAUGCUAAGACAAAGAGAAAGCGCGACCUGAGAAUAAUCGCCAUAUUGAGCAACUCCCUGUCCCGCGCGGAGAGCGAGCUCCUUACUAAACAAAGAGAACGCGCUAGAAGGUGGGCUCAGAUGCAAGCCGAUCUCGGAUUAAAUAACAAAGAAGAGGAGGUCGCCAAGCAGCAGCGCGAGACUAUCGAUAAUCUAUGGAAGAACGAUCUCAGCGGCUUAGAUAAUUUUUUCAAAGAACUAGACAAUGUCAAACCAAUGCUAAAUCAAUCGAUAUGUGUUAAUCAAGUAGCGUAAUGAUUAGGUAAAGUAAUUGUAUUUGAAUCUGUGAUAUAUGUAGGAUGUUUUCUAAAUUACAGUCCCAUUGCGUUUCGCGUGGGUCUGCAUCAGACGGCCGCCAUCUUGGCCGCCAUGUCGGGG
Molecule: messenger RNA, 578 nt
Organism: Maniola jurtina (meadow brown)
Lineage: Eukaryota; Metazoa; Arthropoda; Insecta; Lepidoptera; Nymphalidae
Exons: 1
Coding region: 63-455 (130 amino acids)
Source: RefSeq, a predicted model, not a curated record